Copidosoma floridanum is the source of this 611-nucleotide messenger RNA. RefSeq lists its product as uncharacterized. Lineage: Eukaryota; Metazoa; Arthropoda; Insecta; Hymenoptera; Encyrtidae. The record is from RefSeq and is a predicted model, not a curated record. Gene Ontology annotation, molecular function: fatty-acyl-CoA binding; protein binding.
AUGGGCAUGACACCUCUAAUUCUAGCUGCAUCGGCAGGCCGCGAAAAAGUUGUCAACAUUCUAAUCCGCGAAGGUGCGGCUGUUAAUGCAAAAAAUAACGAGGGGCAUUCGGCUUUGCAAUACGCGGCGUCGAAAAAUUGGCAUCCCAUCUGCGAAAAAUUAUUAGAGAACGACGUGGACAUCAACAUUGCCGACAAAUACGGUGCUACGCCGCUUCAUCGAGCCGCUUCCAAAGGAAACAUCGAGAUUGUCAAGCUCCUACUUACAAAGGGCCGAAAUUUGAAUAUCGAUCAACAGGACAGGUAUGGGAAUACAGCUCUACAUAUGGCGUGCGAGGAAGAUAGGGUUGAGGAAGCCAAACUGUUAGUGCAAAUGGGAGCAAGGCUUGAAAUACAAAAUAAAAAGGAGGAAACGCCUUUCGACUUUUGCAGUCGAGCCCUUGCCAAUCAGUUGAAAGAAAUUUCAAAUGAAAAUUAACGAUUUGAAACUGUUUUUUUUUUUUAUCACCACCAAUUAACACUGUGAUAAUUGAAAUGUGAAUUCUCGCAUUGAGAAUAUUGGGAUUUUUAAAAAUAAACAUGACACUUUUUUGUAAACUAAAUAUUUCUUAC